UAAACUCGGAGGCGCGCGACGCGGCUCGUCCGCAAGACCGUAAUCGUUUUCGCAGGUGUCCUCUGGAAUUUACGCAUCGACCGCUACAUCUGCAAUCUGCAAGUCCGAGAAAAAUGACGUCCAAAUGCCCUCGCUGCGAAAAGCCUGUAUUUUUCGCGGAGAAGGUGAGCUCCUUGGGGAAGAACUGGCACCGUUUCUGUCUGAAAUGUGAACGCUGUAACAAGACCCUAUCUCCUGGCGGACAUGCAGAGCACGAUGGAAUGCCCUACUGCCACAAACCCUGCUAUGGCACCCUCUUUGGACCAAAAGGUGUGAACAUUGGAGGGGUGGGCUCUUACAUAUAUGACACGCCCCCUUCUACACCUGUCAACAAAUCACUAGACAGCCCGUCUAACGGGUCACCGACCACGCCCUGGGCCAACGCACAGAUCAACCGCAACUCCAUAAAAGUAGCUCCUGCACAGACCAGGACGUAUGCAGGGGAGACGUCUCUAUGCCCUGGCUGUGGUAAAGUGGUCUACUUUGCUGAGAAGGUGAUGUCGCUUGGCCGCAACUGGCAUCGUCCCUGUCUGCGCUGUGGGAGGUGUAAGAAAACACUGACCUCUGGAGGUCAUGCUGAGCAUGAAGGCAUGCCGUACUGCCAUGUCCCCUGCUACGGCUACCUGUUUGGGCCAAAAGGCGUCAACAUAGGAAAGGUGGGAUGCUACAUCUAUGACCAAGACAGAGAGGACAAUGAGAUUUUCACAGAAUCAUAACUUGGCCAAAUAUGUGACACACAGACACAGACACAGACACAGACACAGACACACACACACACACACACACACACACACACACACACACACACACACACACACACACACACACACACACACACACACACACACACACACACACACACACACACAAACACACAUUCUGCUUAUUCCUGUUACGCUGCAACCUGCCACUUCUUUUUUUAUUAAUAAAUGUGAAAACUUGCAUUUGAUUUAUGUUUUAGCCCUACUGAGCAGCUCACAUCAUGCUUAUGCUACCUGUCUACAUGAUUAGCUCCUACCCACACACAUACUCUCCCAUCUUUGUAUAGGCUGAAAACUGCAUGCAUCUAAUGUCUAUGCCAAUGCAGAUUUACAUGCACUUACAGUAGAUACAUUUACAUUAUAUUGACUGAAUUAAAUAAAACCUCAAUAAAGUAAAACAAUUAGUAAGAAAAAAAAAGCAUGACGAUAGAAACUGCCAGUAACCAGAAGUUGUAAAUGAUCUUUUAUGUAUUGUGUAUAAAUAAAAUGACAAAGAAACUCA
Engraulis encrasicolus (European anchovy) is the source of this 1302-nucleotide messenger RNA. It is a transcript of the gene crip3, whose product is annotated as cysteine-rich protein 3. The record is from RefSeq and is a predicted model, not a curated record. The transcript has 7 exons. The coding region runs from base 114 to 755 and encodes 213 amino acids. Lineage: Eukaryota; Metazoa; Chordata; Actinopteri; Clupeiformes; Engraulidae.